AGCGUUGGAUGAGCACAUAUCCGAAAGGAGUCGUCCGAAGCCGUAGAAGAAAACAAUGCAAAGCAGAAGUGAGUGCCAAUGGCCAGGGAGUUAUUCGUCACCCCCUCUUGUUGGCGCGUGAACUUCAAUUACUACUUCCCUCGCCCUCGAUUCUCUCCUCUUAUUUCACCUUCUCGCCACCCUCUUUGUGCACCCUCUUCAAUCUCAAGUAUAUUUUCGGCCUCUUUGGCCAUGGAUGAUUCUAAAGCUGGCUCAAUAAAGGAAAUGCCCCUGGGAUUAGAUACAACAAUGGAGGAAGAAUAUGCUUCACAGUCUAAGUUACUUCAAGAGUUCACUAGUAUCUCCAAUAUUGACAAGGCUUGGAUUUUCAAGUCUGAUGAUGGCACAGGUUCUCAGGCAAUGUUUUCACUCAGCCAAGCAAACAUUUUGGCAAACAAGAGGAGGAAAUUUAUUGUUUCCUCUUAUAUAUCUAAUGAAAGUAAAAGUUCUGUAAACUUUAGAUGGACCCCAUUUCCCAUUGAGAUGGCGGGAGCAUCUACAAUUGUUCCAUCACCAUCUGGCUCAAAGCUUCUUGUAAUUCGCAAUCCUGAAAAUGAGUCUCCUUCUACAUUUGAAAUUUGGGAUCCAUCUCAAUUGGAAAAGGAGUUCCAUAUUCCCCAAUCAAUUCAUGGCUCAGUAUACACUGAUGGAUGGUUUGAGGGGGUUUCUUGGAAUUUUGAUGAAACGCUUAUUGCUUAUGUUGCCGAGGAACCGUCACCCUCCAAGCCCACAUUUAAUGACCUUGGAUACAAGAAAGGUGGUUCCACCGAGAAGGACUGCAGUAGCUGGAAAGGUCAGGGAGAAUGGGAGGAGGACUGGGGAGAAACCUAUGCAGGAAAAAGGCAGCCUGCACUUUUUGUCAUCAAUACUAAUAGUGGAGAGGUACAGGCUGUUAAAGGAAUUGAGAAGUCCUUGAGUGUUGGCCAAGUUGUGUGGGCUCCAUCGACUAAAGGCGCGCAUCAAUAUUUGGUUUUCGUUGGGUGGUCAUAUGAUACAAGAAAGCUUGGUAUAAAGUACUGCUAUAAUAGGCCCUGUGCAUUAUAUGCAGUUAGGGCACCACUUUAUGAAUCAGAAACCAAGGGACUUGAACUCAAAGAUAGCUCUACUGAAGACGUGCCAGUGUUUAAUCUUACUCAACAGAUAACCAGUGCGUUCUUUCCACGAUUCAGCCCAGAUGGAAAGUUUCUAGUGUUUUUAAGUGCAAGAAGUUCUGUGGAUUCUGGGGCACAUUCCGCGACAGAUUCACUUCACAGAAUUGAUUGGCCAACUGAUGUAAAGCUGUGGCCAUCUGCUAAAAUUGUUGAUGUGAUUCCUGUUGUGAUGUGUGCUGAGGAUGGUUGCUUGCCGGGACUUUACUGUUCGAGCUUCCUUAGCAAACCAUGGCUUUCGGAUGGUUGCACUAUGAUUAUACCUUCCAUUUGGGGCAGCAGCCAAGUGAUACUUUCUGUGAAUGUGUUGAGUGGGGAGGUAUCACGUAUCAGCCCUGCUGACUCGAAUUUUUCGUGGAAUGUUCUUACAUUGGAUGGUGACAAUAUUGUUGCUGUGUCUAGCAGUCCAGUAGAUGUUCCUCAAAUCAAGUAUGGCUAUAUUGUUGAGGAAGCUACUAAAGCUGCUGCAUGGAGUUGGUUAGACGUAUCAAGCCCCAUUUUAAAAUGCUCUGAGAAGGUUAUAUCUUUGCUCUCUUCUCUUCAGUUCAGUGUAAUGAAGAUACCAGUCAAGGAUGUUUCUGAUAGCCUGACUAAAGGUGCUAGCAAGCCUUUUGAAGCUAUCUUUGUAUCUUCCCACUGUAAGGAAAGUGAUGCAUGUAAUCCGUUAAUUGUAGUCCUUCAUGGAGGCCCACAUUCUGUGUCGAUAUCAAGCUUUUCAAAGUCCUUGGCAUUUCUUUCUUCGAUUGGAUACAACUUAUUGAUCGUAAACUAUAGAGGUUCACUUGGAUUUGGUGAAGAAGCACUGCAAUCUCUUCCGGGAAAAGUUGGGUCUCAGGAUGUCAGUGAUGUACUGACAGCUAUAGAUCAUGUCAUUGACAAGGGGCUGGCCAGUCCAUCAAAAAUUGCAGUGCUUGGUGGUUCCCAUGGUGGCUUUCUGACAACCCACUUGAUUGGCCAGGCACCGGAUAAGUUUGUUGCUGCAGCUGUGAGGAAUCCUGUUUGUAACUUAGCAUUGAUGGUUGGUACUACAGAUAUCCCAGAUUGGUGCUACGUGGAGGUCUGUGGAAGCAAGGGGAAAGAUAACUUUACGGAAGCACCUCCAGCUGAACUUCUGACUCUUUUUUAUAGCAAGUCUCCUAUUUCACACCUCUCAAAGGUCAAAACACCAACAAUUUUUCUUUUAGGUGCCCAGGAUCUCCGUGUUCCAGUUUCUAAUGGAUUGCAAUAUGCCCGGGCACUCAGAGAGAAAGGUGUCGAGGUUAAAGUUAUUGUGUUUCCCAAUGAUGUUCAUGCAAUUGAAAGGCCACAAUCCGACUUCGAAAGCUUUCUUAAUAUCGGGGUUUGGUUCAGGAAGUACUGUAAAUAAGCAGGUGUUAGCCUGGCUGUGUUGUGCCCAUGGGUUUGGGUUUUAUGUCCAAAUGUAUUGAAUGUCGUAGUGACUUUGAAAGAGUGUCGAAUCAAACUAAUAAUAAAAGCAUAAAACCCUUCACCUUCAUCUUAGAGGUGAACUUAUAAGUUUAUUAUAAUAAACUUUAAUAAAACUUAUGUCAUUGUUUGCU
Messenger RNA from Juglans microcarpa x Juglans regia, 2746 nucleotides. Its product is annotated as acylamino-acid-releasing enzyme. Bases 79 to 2553 code for a protein of 824 amino acids. The transcript is spliced from 18 exons. The record is from RefSeq and is a predicted model, not a curated record. Gene Ontology annotation, biological process: proteolysis. Gene Ontology annotation, molecular function: protein binding; serine-type endopeptidase activity. NCBI's taxonomy places the organism in Eukaryota, Viridiplantae, Streptophyta, Magnoliopsida, Fagales, Juglandaceae.